GUCACCGUGUCAGCUGCUCAGGCCCAGCCUGCUCGUUAGCUCAGUGAUAGUUUGUUGGACAUACUGAGCAGGGAGGGAGGAUGAGGGCUUUUGAUUUUACAAAUAUAAUCGAGCCCUUCAUGACAAAGAGUGUGUGUGUGCUGGUGGGUGGGGUUGUGCCACCUUGUUUUGGACAAAAUGACUGGCUUGCAUCACCCGCACUCGCCCUCACUACCGAGCCAGCCGGCCUCUCAGCACCACAUUGACAGCAGGCCCCGCGUCCAUCCAUCACUGCCACGGCGGAUAUAGUGCCCAAAACUGGCUCACUGUCAUUUCUGGCCAAAAUACCGGACCUUGCUGAUACUAAACCUGGGCGGCUGUUGCUCUGUCGAUUCAAUCGCCGUUUGAGUGGCGUUUGUGGAGGGCUGUUAGCUUAAAAACAGAAGUGACUCAACAACAGUCCAGCGCAAAGAGCCUGGUUAUGGAUUUUAACCUUCUGACGGACAGUGAUCCCCGCAGCCCGGCGCUGUCGCUCUCAGACUCCGGGACCCCGCAGCAUGACCCGGGAUGUAAAGGCCUGGACCAGAGCGACACAGAGAAAUCCCAACAGAACCAGCUGGACGAGUCCAGCACCGAGGAUGGCUCUCUGAAGAAGAAGCAGCGGCGGCAGAGAACACACUUCACUAGCCAGCAGCUGCAGGAACUGGAGGCCACCUUUCAGAGGAACCGCUACCCUGACAUGAGCACCAGAGAGGAGAUUGCAGUAUGGACCAACCUCACCGAGGCUCGGGUCAGGGUAUGGUUCAAGAACCGGCGUGCCAAGUGGAGAAAGCGCGAGAGGAACCAGCAGGCAGAGUUAUGCAAAAAUGGCUUCGGUGCCCAAUUCAAUGGACUCAUGCAGCCCUACGAUGACAUGUACACGGGUUAUUCCUACAACAACUGGGCCACCAAGAGCCUAGCAGCAAGCAGCCCACUCUCUGCCAAGAGCUUCCCAUUCUUUAACUCAAUGAAUGUAAGCCCCCUGUCAUCCCAGCCCAUGUUCUCCCCACCCAGCUCAAUCCCCUCCAUGAACAUGGCCUCUAGCAUGGUGCCCACAGCAGUAGCUGGAGUUCCUGCUACGAGCCUCAACAACCUGGGCAAUCUCAACAACCUCAACAGUCCCUCAGCACUCAACUCGGUAGCAGUGACCGCAGCCACCUGCCCCUACGCCACCACAGCCAGUCCCUACAUGUACAGAGACACCUGUAACUCCAGUCUGGCCAGCCUGCGGCUCAAGGCCAAGCAGCACACCAAUUUUGCCUAUCCAGCAGUGCAGAACCCCGUGUCCAACUUGAGCCCCUGUCAAUAUGCUGUGGACCGGCCAGUAUGAACUAGAAACUCUGAAUCGGUCAACCAGCUGUAAACUCACUGCUACCCCACUUCACAUCUCCUUAGUUCCAUCUGUAACGUGCCCGAUGCACAGCAGACUGCCAGCUUGUGUGUUCAUGGUACACAAUAAGAGUUAUCUCCACAACUGACACAACAAAUAGACCAGAUGGACCACUGCGCUUUGUCGCUGAACUGACCAACUGUUUCAAAUGAUUUUUAAAUAUUAUUGUUCCUUUUCAUUUUUGCCUUCUUUUGAACUGCAUGAUUAGAAUAAAUGUAAAAACGAAGGCUAAAGAAAACAAAGAUGCUGCAACUGGACUGCUGCUGGCCCACAAAACCCUCUGAGCUGCAGUCUUUGCUGCAAAGACAACUGGAAGAUGUAUAUAGUUGAAUUUUUCUGUUUGUUUUGUAUGUGAAAAAUACAUCAAAUGUAGUACAGAUGACAGGAGCAUGUUCUACAAAUACAAAGGCCUAGUUUGAUGUUCUAUGCGCACAUUCUUUAAGAACUUUAUUGUGAAUUCCUCGACCUUUGAAGGAUCAUAGGUCAAAGGUCGGCUUGGAGGGGUGACAGGAGGUUAGUCCUGAAAAACGAGCACAACCUCAAAUUUAAACAAACACACACACACACACACACACACACAUGCACCAGAAGUUUGAAGUAAAUAUAAAAAGCCAUUGAGUAUAUAGAUUUGUGUGGUGUUAUACGAAGAAAGUCCAUGACUGUAAAAAUGUAUGUAAGAGUGCAGUUGUUAUAACAAAAAACCAAACAAAAAAACAAGCGAGCUUUCUUCCUGGUGUAGCCUGCUUUGUCUCAUUCAUGAACCAAUUAAAGGAUCCGAUU
Molecule: messenger RNA, 2188 nt
Organism: Oreochromis aureus
Lineage: Eukaryota; Metazoa; Chordata; Actinopteri; Cichliformes; Cichlidae
Gene: pitx3
Product: paired-like homeodomain 3
Exons: 4
Coding region: 461-1348 (295 amino acids)
Biological process (GO): regulation of transcription by RNA polymerase II; anatomical structure morphogenesis
Cellular component (GO): nucleus
Molecular function (GO): RNA polymerase II cis-regulatory region sequence-specific DNA binding; DNA-binding transcription factor activity, RNA polymerase II-specific
Source: RefSeq, a predicted model, not a curated record